UGAUCACAUGACAAAAAUGGGAGAAAAGGGUUCAGAGAGAAGGAGAAGAGCUGGAAAUGAUGUCAACGAACCCGUCACUUAUUUAUUUGCCUGCACACUGAACAUGACCUGACACUCAUACUCGGUCUCUGCUGGACACGUUCACAAAUUACUAUGCAGUGGUGUUUCCCCAAACCCUGAUUGUGACAAGACUUUCACUAAGAAUGGCCUCCAAUGCAACACUUCUCAUGCAGCCCCACUCAGACAGCUCAACCCAUCUUCAGAAAAUGUCAGUGGACAUUGAUGCCAUUAUGGAUAAUGUUACAAUAGUCCUCUACACCAUUACCAUAAUCUUCGGCAUCACCGGGAACUCUUUGGUCAUCUGGGUAGCUGGCAUGCGUCUGAAGCCCAGCGUGACUAACGUAUGGCUGAUCAAUCUCGCCGUAGCGGACCUGAUCUUCUGUCUUACCCGUAUAACUUCGCUCCUCAAAAAGCUUUUCUUCGACCACUGGCCUUUUGGACUCUUUCUCUGCAAGUUCAAUGGUUUCUUCAAAUACGCCAACAUGUUCUGCAGUGUUUUUCUUCUGGCCGUGAUCAGCGUGGAUCGAGCGCUCUGCGUCUGGCGUCCAGUGUUAACCAGAGAGCGACGGACGUUAUGUGCUGCUCGUGUGGUCAGCGUGGGAGUUUGGAUCGUGGCGGUGAUCUUUAGUUCACCGUACUUUGUGUACAGACAGGUCUACCUUGGCGACAACAACCUGAGCAAGUGCUCACUGGAGGUGAAAGAAGCUUCGAAGGGUGACAAUUCAGCAAAGAACGCCUUGUACAGCAUCCGCUUCUUAUGUGGAUUCCUCUUGCCCUUCCUGGUCAUCCUGUGCUGCUAUAUUACAGCUGGCAUUGGGAUACGCAGAACAAGGUUUUCUGGAAAAUCGAGGCCUCUCCGGAUUCUCGCCGGACUGGUCUGUGCUUUUUUCUUAUGUUGGGGUCCCUACCACUGCCUACUGCUUGCCAAGAUGGUGGACAAGAAGAGCCAUGCUGUUAAAGUGGGCCUACCUAUCGCUAAAGGCUUUGCGUAUUUCAACAGCUGCGUAAACCCAGUGCUGUACUUCUGCAUGGGACUGGAUGUUAGGCAACGCUUCAGACAAAGCCUAUCAGGGAUUUAUCGCAGAGCACUUAUGGAAGAAGGCCAGACUUUGCAGUCCCAGGAAGGCACUGCAGAAGAAAGCUGUAAUUCCAUUCCAAAGACUGCAGGGAUCAUUCGAGACAGACCCGAGGGCAUGACUAAAGUUUAAAAAGAGUUUCAUUGUAAUGUCAUUUUUGCUUUUUAACAGGACCAGUCAUUGGGAAAAUAUAAAGAGGAAGCCGAUAUAUGUAAACACUGAUCAAGUCCAAAUGUGAAAAAUCACUCUUUUUUUGCUGACAGUUAUACUAUCAGACUGUCUUUAAAAUAAGACGGUUAAGAACUUUUACUGACAAAACCUAAAAGAGAGAACAUCCAGUAAUAGCAAAAUUAACAUGUAUAUAUUUGUAUUUUUAACACUUUGCUAAAUUUUGUACAUAAAAAACAACGGAAACAUUGGUUUUCAAUCGUCAAGGGAAACUAUGGCCUGUUUCUGUGCCCUUUAAAAUCAAAACCACUGUUUAGCAGCUGCUAUAUUUCCUUGAUCCAAAGCCAAUAAACUGUGGUUAGGUUUCUGCUAUGGUUUCUGGCUUUGCUGAACAGCAUAUUAACUUAAGUCAGCUUGAGCUGUUAUUGCUGAUAAUUCCCUUUCUGAUGAAAUGUGCAUCUUAAGGCAUACUGUGCAAAGCUUGAACUACAUUUGAAUCUACAAUUUGAAUUUACAUCAAUCAAUCAAUCAAUCAUUUUUAUUUAUAUAGCGCUUUUAACAACACAGGUUGCAUCAAAGCACUGUACAGUAUAAUGACAGGGAUAUAUAGUGACGAGAGUGACCAAUUUCUUAUUAAA
Molecule: messenger RNA, 1942 nt
Organism: Puntigrus tetrazona (Sumatra barb)
Lineage: Eukaryota; Metazoa; Chordata; Actinopteri; Cypriniformes; Cyprinidae
Product: C3a anaphylatoxin chemotactic receptor-like
Exons: 3
Coding region: 204-1268 (354 amino acids)
Biological process (GO): complement receptor mediated signaling pathway; phospholipase C-activating G protein-coupled receptor signaling pathway; positive regulation of cytosolic calcium ion concentration
Cellular component (GO): plasma membrane
Molecular function (GO): G protein-coupled receptor activity; complement receptor activity
Source: RefSeq, a predicted model, not a curated record